This is a messenger RNA of Ananas comosus (pineapple), 1594 nucleotides long. RefSeq lists its product as uncharacterized. Bases 89 to 1294 code for a protein of 401 amino acids. The record is from RefSeq and is a predicted model, not a curated record. The transcript is spliced from 6 exons. Lineage: Eukaryota; Viridiplantae; Streptophyta; Magnoliopsida; Poales; Bromeliaceae.
ACCCACCAGUUUUUUCACAACAGCAAGAGUGGUGAACACGGCGUAGAGGAAGGGGGAGAAGGGGGAGAGGGCGAAGUCGGCGACGGGUAUGCCGAGCGUCGCCGUUUUCUCCCCGCGGGCUCUGCUCCUCCUUCGACCUCGUCGUCUCCUCCCCCCUUCGUCGCUUUCCUCGCGCUCGGCGCACCCUCCCCUUCCUCUGCUCCGUUCGUCGAAACCCCCUCGCCUCGCCUCCUCCGCAGCCGCCAUCGUCGUCGCCGCCGCCUCCUCCUCCUCCUUCGACGAGCUCGAUUCCGAGGGCGACUCCCCUCGCGGCUCCUCCAAGAAGUCGAUUCUCUUGAAUUUGAUUCAAGAUAUAGAGCCUUUGGAUGUGAGCAUCAUCCAAAAGGACGUACCAGCUGAGACAAUUGAUGCGAUGAAAAGGACCAUCUCGGGUAUGCUGGGUUUACUGCCGUCUGAUCAGUUUCAUGUCCUGGUAGAAGCCUUUUGGGAGCCCCUCUUCAAGUUAUUGGUAUCUUCGAUGACGACUGGGUAUACCCUCCGCAAUGCCGAAUAUAGGCUAUCAUUUGAAAGAAACCUAGAACUUUUUGAAGAAGAUACUGAACAGCAGGAAACAGAAAGUACAGAAGAUAAUAGUCAUCGAGCCUUUGUUGAUCGGAUUCCUACAACGUUCAGUUUUUCUGGGGACGAAGAUAUGCUAUAUGGCACCGAAAGUAAUGAAGAGCAGUUGUGUGAUAAUAUGGGCAUUGAAGAACUAGGAGGCAUAACUCCUGAAGUGAAAGAAUAUAUUCUUCACCUCCAAUCUCGUUUGAAUUCUAUGAAAAAGGAAUUGCAUGAAGUCAAAAGAAAAAACUCCGCCCUACAGAUGCAACAGUUUGUUGGAGAAGAAAAGAAUGACUUGUUGGACUACUUAAGAUCACUAAAACCUGAGAAGGUAGCUGAACUAUCAGAGCCGACCUGUUCUGGGGUUCAAGAAGCUAUGCACUCUAUUGCACAUGGUCUACUUGCUACUCUCUCUCCAAAGAUGCAUUCAAAGGCUCCUACUCCGUCGGAGAAUGCGACAGGCGGAACCCUCAAUUUCGGGAAGGACGACUAUGCGGAGCUUGUGGAGAACACCUCCCUUCAUUUUCAACCCCUCAUAUCAGUCCCUCGGGAUUAUCUUGCUCGACUCUUGUUCUGGUGCAUGCUAUUGGGUCACUACCUCAGGGGUAUGGAAUAUCGGCUUGAGCUGAUGCAGCUAUUGUCUAUCUCUACUGAUGCAGGAUCUGGUUCUCAUGACAGUGAUUACAUUGUUUGAGAAGUUUCCAAAAGGCUAUUCGUCAAACCAUUUGGAGGCCUUGUAUUUGCACUGCAUAGUUUCAUUAUGGGCCCCAAAAUAUUGGUACAAUAGAAAGUAUGAUUACCAUUUUACUUCUUCUCGCUGUUAUUACUGUAAAUUGGAGUCGCAUGUUAAGUGUUUGGCAUAUUAGUAGUAGUUCAAGCUCAGGUAUAUUCACUUAUUCAGCAUUUAUCUGGAUGUUAAACCGUUUUUGAAUGGAAUAGUGAGGUGACCAUGAUUGAGGGUAGGAACAGCCGGUGAAGAUGAUUUUUUCUUGAA